Telopea speciosissima is the source of this 1823-nucleotide messenger RNA. RefSeq lists its product as uncharacterized. The record is from RefSeq and is a predicted model, not a curated record. NCBI's taxonomy places the organism in Eukaryota, Viridiplantae, Streptophyta, Magnoliopsida, Proteales, Proteaceae. The coding region runs from base 230 to 1669 and encodes 479 amino acids. The transcript has 6 exons.
GGUUGUUCAUCUGAGCUAUAUUUAAGCUCAUCUUCCUAUGGUUCUACAACUCCGGUCCUUACAUUUGCUCCAGGCACUCAUUCAAUUUGGAGUUUACAUACCAUUACAUAAAUAACCAAAUAUUGGCAAUGGAUUACCGACAUUCACUCUUAUGGUUAAUGGCAUUAUCUAGCUUUUAAAGGCUUCUGUGAUCCAUUGGUUUAUUUAUAAUGUUCAUCGAUUUGUUUUAAUGGGAGAUUCAUUGCAUUUUUCUCAUCGGAGUAAGAACAUGGAAGUACCAAGUUUUGCUAUCAGUAAAAAGGCAUCGGAAAGAUGUUUAGCUUCUGCAGCCCCAAAGGUUUUCUUUCAGAAGAGAUUCAAACAUAUAACUUCUCUGGAUCAUGUUAGACUGGGAAAUGGCACUGCUGGGCAUAUAGCAUUCUUUUUACUGAAAGUUACAGCUCUAGAGAUUGUACGAAGGUUCUCUAAGGCAAAGUGUCCAUUUUUAUGGCAUGGUCUUGGGGCACUCCAGCUUCUUUGCUAUCCACCAUUUAAGUGGAUCCAGAGGUGGUCCCUCUUCAGGGGUCUUGUGAAAGGCAUGCAGGCAUUGUCAAGACCAUUUCUUUUGCUCUCAAUUGCAACAGCUUUGUCUGAACGAUUAGAGUAUAGAGAAACAUCAGAUCAUCUUGAUAGUUCUCAAGAAUGCACAGAACCAGAUUCAGAACAGUCUACUAUGGAUACAGGGAUUUGCAAUCUAGCACCUGAAAGUCUACCAUCUGAAAAUUGGUUGAUUCAGCUUCACAAAGAACUAGAACAGAAGGGAAUUACUUUGCCAGUAAGGAUUAAUGAAGAUGAACUCCAGAGAUUUUAUGCUGCUGCAAGUGGUGACUUUUCAUCCUUCCUUUCAUCAAUCAAGAAGACUAUUCGUUGGAGGGAAACUUAUCAUAUACUUUCAGAACAAGAUCUUGAGAUGUGGUCGCGUUUGGUUUUCUGGCAUGGAUGUGAUGUGAAGCUUCGACCUUGCCUUGUUAUCCGCCUAGGACUUGCCUGUUCAACCUUAGCUUCUCAUGAUAGACCUCGCUUUUCUCAAGCAGUUGUAUCUCAAUUAGAGCAUGGGGUCCUGCAUUUAGUCAGUGAGGAAGAUCCUCAAAUUACAGUUCUGAUGGAUUGUGAAGGUCUAUCUCCACUAAAAUUUCCCAUGCAAAUGAUGAGAUCUUGUUCUGCACUUCUGCAAGAUAAUUACCCGAACCGUCUUGGCUGCUUGUUUGUUAUACGGCUUCCUCCAGUUGUCAGAGUGAUUGCGCAAACUUUCAUUCAAAUUCUGAAACCUGUGACUCGGCAAAAGUUGAGGAUUGAAGGGGAUAUGUACCAAAAGGUUCUCUUUGAGUAUCUUAAAACUGUUCCAUCAUUUCUUGGUGGCAAAUGCACAUGUGCUAAAUGUUCAACAGAUGGGAUCUAUGAUACUUGGUCUCCUGCUGAUGAAGAGACUGACAACAGGGAAUCAUAUGGGAAUUCUUCACGUGGAGAGAACCCAUUUUUGGUUGACGAUCUUUGUGAGACUGAACUUCAAUUUGAUGGUUCCUGCCAGAAGGUUCUAAGGACUGCUAUUAUUAGCACGCUUAUGUUGUUCAUUUUCAUUGCUUUGAUUGGAGGGAUGUACGAUCCAGAAAGUCGUAUUUUGUCUUUUUGAGAUCAUGGUAACACCUAUACACUUAUUUUCAUUUGUUUAUUUCCGUAACUAUUCCAAAUCAUUUAUAUUUUCCAUACCAGAAUAAUCUGUAUUACUAUUGUAACGUCUGUGUACAUUGCGUUCACCUUAUAAGAAGUACCAGAUGUCCCUGUUC